Messenger RNA from Corvus hawaiiensis (hawaiian crow), 1720 nucleotides. Its product is annotated as potassium channel subfamily K member 16-like. The coding region runs from base 131 to 1141 and encodes 336 amino acids. Gene Ontology annotation, biological process: stabilization of membrane potential; potassium ion transmembrane transport. Gene Ontology annotation, molecular function: potassium ion leak channel activity. The record is from RefSeq and is a predicted model, not a curated record. Gene Ontology annotation, cellular component: membrane. The transcript is spliced from 5 exons. NCBI's taxonomy places the organism in Eukaryota, Metazoa, Chordata, Aves, Passeriformes, Corvidae.
CAGUGCAGGAUUCCAGCGGAAACCAGAGCUGGGAGGGCUCUUCCUGCCCGGGGGAGGCUUCCCAGGAGUUUGAGGGAUUUACAGUCGUCACCUUUCGCUCCCCAUCCCCUGCUGUGUCGCACUGAAGGCCAUGUGCAGUGGCAAGCUGCAGACAGCUUUGCUGGUGGCCAGCUACUUUGUCUACCUGCUGGUGGGUGCUGCCGUGUUCCAGGCACUGGAGAGGACCGCCGAGAAGCAGGAGAAAAUGGCAGCUGCCCAGAUGAAGGAGGCUUUUCUGCAGAACUUCACGCAGCUCACGGUGGCAGAGAUGGAGCAGUUCAUGAAGAACCUGAUUGAAGCCAUUCAAAAUGGAGUAUACCCUGUUGGAAAUGAAUCACAGUUUGAAGAAAGCAACUGGGAUUUCAGUAACUCCUUCUUCUUUGCAGGCACAGUUGUCUCCACAAUAGGCUAUGGCACAUUACAUCCUAAAACUGCUGGGGGACAGAUCUUUUGUGUGUUUUUUGCUCUUUUUGGAAUCCCUCUGAACAUUGUUUUUCUGCACCGUGUCGGUAAGAUGCUCUCACUGCUCUGUACGAAGCUGGGGAAAUUCCUGUACGAGAAAGGAAUGAGAAAGAAGAAGAUCAAAUUUCUGACCCUUUUGUUCUUCCUGGCCACGGGGAUCCUGGUUUUUCUGUGCUUGCCAUCAGUCUUCUUCCAGAUAACAGAGGGCUGGUCCUACAGCGAAGGAAUUUACUUUGCAUUUAUCACCCUCAGCACCAUUGGCUUUGGAGAUUAUGUAGUAGGUAAACAGUCUGACAGGAAAUACUUUUCCUACUAUCGAGUGCUCGUGGCCAUUUGGAUUCUUUUUGGCCUUGCCUGGAUUGCUCUGCUGUUUAAUUUAUUGACAACAGUACUAGAAGACACUGAAAAAAUAAUUGUCAAGGAUCUCCAGCAAAUUGGAAAGGUGAGUAAGGACAAUGUAGGAAGCCAGCAAAGAAGAUGCUGGCCUGUUCAAUUCAUUCCAGAAGAAGAACUGCUACCACCACAUGCUGGAGGGGAUGCACAGAAAAUGGAGUCGUUAACAGCAGAUUCUGAACACACAAAAAAUGAAAAAGAAGUGUUUUAUAAUAACAAAACUAUUGCCAUAACAUGUGAGAAUUGAAUUCUUCAUUGGAGAAUUGCUAGUUAAUUAUUCUAAAGAAAUCCCCAUAGAAAUAAAAUUUCUCCUACCUUUUGCUGAGAUAUGACCUUUUAGAACUCAAGACUUACAGUUACACUAAGCCUGAAUAUUAAUGGUAAGAAAUUUGCUCCUCAGUUUGCAGCUCAGUUGUGCUAACAGCCUGAGAAGUGCACCUGCUUUGCAAGGUGUUUUUAAGGUGUUUUCACAAAAAUGCAGAGGAGGGGCAUGGAGGAGCUUGCUGGUUCUAUUUGGAUUUUGCAGCUUGCAAGAAACCAUGUCUCUUCCAGGAACUGACAUGCACAAGCUUUUUUGAGGCAUUGCAUAGCACCUUUGGAAGAAGAAAUAAGGGUGUAUAACUUAAUAGAUGCCUGACUUGAGCCAUCAUAUUGGAUAAGGUGUUAUGGUCUGAAAGACAUGUUUAAAUGACAUGGCCUGAGCUCAGUUCAGAGACGCCAGAAUCAUCUAAUGGACAGGGUUAUGAAAAGGUUAGCGUGUUAGAAAUGAUUGAUUCUACCACUUCCUGUUUUAUACUGAGAUGAAUAAAGGCAGUUUCAGCUUUUA